AUGACAGCCACCACGCCUCCUUUGAAGCCUACAACAACGACCACCGAAUCUAUGAGUACAAAACGCACACGUAUUGGAUCGGCAAAGACGACGGCGUUUACGCGAAGCUCGUGGACAAAAAUGUAG
Molecule: messenger RNA, 126 nt
Organism: Linum tenue
Lineage: Eukaryota; Viridiplantae; Streptophyta; Magnoliopsida; Malpighiales; Linaceae
Source: the annotation of a GenBank genome assembly